This is a messenger RNA of Drosophila kikkawai, 1708 nucleotides long. RefSeq names its product multivesicular body subunit 12-like Mvb12 (gene Mvb12). Gene Ontology annotation, cellular component: ESCRT I complex; cytosol. The record is from RefSeq and is a predicted model, not a curated record. Gene Ontology annotation, biological process: regulation of epidermal growth factor receptor signaling pathway; virus maturation; receptor catabolic process. NCBI's taxonomy places the organism in Eukaryota, Metazoa, Arthropoda, Insecta, Diptera, Drosophilidae.
CUUAUAAUUUCAGUCUGGUAACACCGAUUUUGUAAAAAACCAACAUAUAAAUCGGACGUUCUUAGCUAUUUGUUUUUUUCAAGUGCAAACAUAAUAACAAAAAAGCAACUCCUUUUUUUUUUUGGUGACACGAAACAGCAACAAUAACAAGCGAGAGUGCUAGCGGGACCGGGAGAGCCUGGAGGAAACCGACGACCCAUCUCUAUUGUUGUUGUUUUCUCAAACAAAAAGACAGAAUUAAUUGUUAAUUGUUUCUAUUAAAUGCAUUAAGCGGCCGGGCCCGGAGAGAGCGCGCGCGUCGGUAACAUUGUGAAUGGUGAACAGCCGGUUGUCACCCGGGAAUCAUUGGGGUACCCGGAAUCGCUCCAUUGGGAGUUCUACGAAGUCGAGGUAAGGAAGGCGUUAGGAUGAACAAGGUGGGCAAGCACAUACUGAGCGGCGUCUCAUCUCUGGACAAUGGCGGCGGCAAUAGUGCUAUUCUCUCCACAGCCUCGUUGCUCGGCUCACCGCUGGAGGGAGCCAACGGAGCUGGGACGGCCGGUGCCACCAAUGUGUUCAGUUCAAUUAUAGGCAUCCUGCCCGACAAUCGUCCCAUUACCUCGCUGCACAUUGUCGAGGACUUUGAGCGCUGCCCGAAAAACUUUAAUGCCAUUCACCGCACCUACGACCAGGAUUCGGAUGCCGAUCUAUGGCGCGACUAUAGCAUAUUUGGACGACAAAACACACGCUAUCUGUGUCUGUCCAAGUCCGAGGGCCUGCCCGAAUAUGUGGUGGAGACACUCCUGGUCAUUGCGGAGAAGACAGCCCCGCCCAAGGAAUUCUCGCUGCUAUCCCGCACCGCCGACAGUGACCAGAAGGCCUGGCGCAAGCGUCAGAUAGCCUAUAAGCUGUCCAAGCGCGGCACUGUCACCCAGGCCGUAACCGAUAUUAUUCUCUGCUCCAAGCUGAAGGUGGCACCCGAUGGCUUUAAGCUGGCCGGCGACAUCAAUGGGGUGCUUAUAUGCUACAAGACGGGUGCCAUUCCGGUGCGCAUGCCACCGCCAGUUCCGGUUGGAGGAGUACCCGCCGCUGGAAGCACCUGUGAGGUGGAGCAGGCCCUGAACCGUCUCAAUCUGCAGGGACACCGAAAUUCACGUGGACCGCUGCCACAGCCACCGACUGAGCACCAUGACUAUGAGGAGAUACAAGCCAAUUAUCAAAUAAACUCGCCACAGCGACCGGCGCCGCCACGUCCGGCGGGAGGAGGACGCGGUACUUAUGGUGGCACUGGCACCCUGGGCACCUAUACCGAACUGGAGGGCGUGCCCUUUGUGCUGGACGCUAGGCUGCAGCGCAAUCAAGCCGGAACUGAUAUACCCACACUGCCCGAAAUCUCGACGCUUCUCAAGUCCCUGGACUAUGACUUUCAGCUGGAGCGUCAGAUCUUGUGCACGAUGAAGUCAUCGGCGUCGAAGAACCCUUUCUUCAAGUAGAAAACGAAUAGGAAUGGGCAUCAGGCAUCACGCAUCACAAAUUGAACGUUAAAAUUGGAGUUCAGAGUAUUUAGUUUGGCUUGGAGGCAGCUGCCAUGGCACACACCCAGUAGUUAUUUAGUUAGAUUCCCCUCCUAGAGUACACAAUAAUCCUGUGCCUUCGAUAUGUAUCUUAUUUUGAUUGAAUGGCAAGGAGCAAGGCCUCAGUUUCGUAAGCCCUCAGAACCAGAAACCUA